Cordyceps militaris CM01 is the source of this 675-nucleotide messenger RNA. RefSeq names its product N-acetyltransferase complex ARD1 subunit. Lineage: Eukaryota; Fungi; Ascomycota; Sordariomycetes; Hypocreales; Cordycipitaceae. Gene Ontology annotation, molecular function: protein N-terminal-serine acetyltransferase activity; protein-N-terminal-glutamate acetyltransferase activity. The record is from RefSeq and is a predicted model, not a curated record. The coding region runs from base 1 to 675 and encodes 224 amino acids. Gene Ontology annotation, cellular component: NatA complex. Gene Ontology annotation, biological process: N-terminal peptidyl-glutamic acid acetylation. The transcript has 2 exons.
AUGGAUAUCCGUCUACUGCGCAACUCGGAUUUGCCGUUGAUUCAGCAUGCGAACCUCGAGAACCUUCCCGAAAAUUACUUCCUCAAGUACUACCUCUACCAUGCCCUGUCAUGGCCGCAACUCAGCUUCGUCGCCGUCGACGUCUCCCGCCCCUGCAAGGGCCCCUACGACUACCCCAAGAUUGUCGGCUACGUCAUUGCCAAGAUGGAGGAGGAGCCGUCCGACGGCAUCCCGCAUGGCCACAUCACCAGCCUGAGCGUCAUGCGCACGCAUCGCCGGCUGGGCAUUGCUGAGAAGCUCAUGCGACAGAGCCAACUCGCCAUGGUGGAAACGUACCAGGCCAGAUACGUAUCGCUCCACGUCCGCGUCUCCAACGUCGCGGCCCGCCACCUUUACGAGACGACGCUCGGUUUUCAAACGGAAAAGACGGAAGCUAAAUACUACGCCGACGGCGAGGACGCGCUCUCCAUGCGUCUCGACCUCGACUACAUCAAGAAGCAGAUUGAAGCCGAGGAGGAGGGCGAACAGGCGGCGGCGGCGCUGACCAACGGCAGCAAGACCAAUGGCGAUCACGCAGACGAGGGCGAGGCAGUGGGAGAUGUGGGUCGCAACCCGGACGCCGGUAAAAAGAAGAAGAAGCUGGUCGUGGGUCGGACCAAGGAAGAGAGCAAGUAG